AUGGAGGCCAAUGGAGGCCUCGACCAACAGAAACAAAGAAGAAUGGACACAUUCCAGGAUGUAUUCCAGAAGGUGGAGAAGAUUGGAGAGGGUACCUAUGGAGUAGUGUAUAAGGCCAGGAACAAGCACACCGGGCAGUUAGUUGCUCUGAAGAAGAUCCGUCUAGAUUCGGAGACAGAAGGUGUUCCCAGUACAGCAAUUAGAGAAAUCUCUCUGCUGAAAGAAUUGAAACAUCCAAACAUAGUGAGACUUCUUGAUGUGGUACACAGUCAGAAGAAGCUCUAUCUGGUCUUUGAAUACCUGAAUCAGGACCUUAAAAAGUACAUGGACUCACCCCGAACAGGGGAGCUGCCCUUCAGUUUAGUCAAGAGCUAUCUUUACCAGCUACUACAAGGAGUGGGCUUCUGUCACUCCCACAGAGUUAUACACAGAGACCUGAAGCCCCAGAAUUUGCUUAUAAAUGAAAUGGGGGCCAUCAAACUAGCAGACUUUGGCUUAGCUAGAGCCUUUGGUGUUCCUUUACGUACUUACACCCAUGAGGUUGUAACCUUAUGGUAUCGUGCUCCUGAAAUCUUGCUGGGUUGUAAAUACUACUCAACAGCUGUGGACAUCUGGAGCAUCGGCUGCAUAUUUGCAGAAAUGGUGACCAGAAAAGCCUUGUUUCCUGGGGAUUCUGAAAUUGACCAGCUCUUUCGGAUUUUCCGGACCCUCGGCACACCUACUGAAUCGGUGUGGCCAGGAGUGACUCAGCUUCCUGACUACAAAGGAAAUUUCCCCAAAUGGCCGAGGAAAGAUUUGAAGGCAAUAAUCUCAAACUUGGACCGAGAUGGACGAGACUUAUUGGCACAACUGCUACUGUAUGAUCCCAACAGGCGCAUCUCAGCCAAAGCUGCUUUGACUCACCGGUAUUUCUGGCAGGCUCCGUGAGAUGCCAGCCAAAGAGCGGUAGAGAGAUAUAGCCCAGGAGA
Euleptes europaea (tarantolino) is the source of this 968-nucleotide messenger RNA. RefSeq names its product cyclin dependent kinase 3 (gene CDK3). Gene Ontology annotation, cellular component: cyclin-dependent protein kinase holoenzyme complex; cytoplasm; nucleus. NCBI's taxonomy places the organism in Eukaryota, Metazoa, Chordata, Lepidosauria, Squamata, Sphaerodactylidae. The record is from RefSeq and is a predicted model, not a curated record. Gene Ontology annotation, biological process: regulation of gene expression; regulation of G2/M transition of mitotic cell cycle; protein phosphorylation. The coding region runs from base 1 to 927 and encodes 308 amino acids. Gene Ontology annotation, molecular function: ATP binding; cyclin-dependent protein serine/threonine kinase activity; cyclin binding. The transcript has 8 exons.